AUGUCUCGAUACAAGUCUACUGUUAUAGAGUCUCAAAAGAAAACACAGAUCGAGCCGCGAAGUAUAAGGGACCAGUUCGAGCACCUGUUAUGUGACAAGAAAGACGCGUUCGACUACAACAGAUUUAGUCGCACUUCCUUCUCGUUUCGCAAAGAAUACCCAGGUGCUCCCAAUCCGGUGCUCAGGCACCCCGCUUUGGGCACCAUAGGUUUGCCGCUGAACGACCGAGAAGUGGAGGCGCUUAAGUCGCGAAGUACUCGGUCAUCCGACAAGCAUGAACGACAUGCAUACGAGCUGGACCUCAAACAAAUGUCGUUAGCCAGCCCAAUGUGGAAGGGAUUCCUGGCGGAGGUCCUAAAGGACGUCUCAUCGGGGCUCUGUUUCCGGCUUCCGUAUAAUGCAAGCGCCCCCAAAAUCAAAUUACACAAGAUUCUUCUCCAUCCCAAAGGCUCGCGGACAGCAGCUCACAAUGAAUUUAAAUCGUCUGAAAGUGCAUUUGCUAGAGUGCUUGUCAUUGUCCCGUGCGAGUACGAUGGUGGCGCUGUGCACGUCUCGCACGACGGUCUGGUCGCAGCCUAUGACAACGCCCGAACCAACCACUUUCAGACAACGGUCGUAGCAUGGUAUACUGGCGCCACCGUUGAAACCAAACCUAUCUCGUCUGGCGGUCGUCUCGCAUUGCUGUACGACGUUGUCAACACCGCGCAGUGCCCAGCUCCCUCGCUGCCUCCACCGUCUCCAAUGACCAAACGUUUCGAUGCCAUCCUCCGCGCUUGGAACGACGAUACUGGUGAGAAGAGUCCACAGAAGCUGCUCUUCGUCUUGUCAAGGACCCGCGCCAACGCGAAGCUGAGCCGCAAUUCGCUGGCCGACACCGAUGCGCAGAAGCUCGCCUUCUUCGAGAUCCUCGCAAGCAAACAUGGAUUCAACCUUGGUCUCGCCCACGCGAAGUGUUAUGUAGAGACGUAUCACGCGCUUGAUGAUUAUGGGCAGAAGAUAGAACAGUACAGUGACGACAGCGAUUACGACGAGCACGACCAGGAUCGAGAGCUCCACAUCGCGCGCCUCGUUGAUUUGGAUGGGAAGCUAAUAACAAAGGGACUGGACUACGACGAGUACAGCGACGAAGGGGUUCCGUCUCUGCUGAGCAAAGCUGUAAUUGACGACGGACAUCUCGAGAAGGAGAACGCAUGGGCCGGCCGAGGUGAGAGCUACCCGACAUACUUGCUCUGCCGCCUCAAUAUUGCUGUCACGGCGAUGUACGAGAGACUUCGCGAGCUCGCGUUCAUGGGACGUGGGCUGGGGACCCGCGCUGUCAAGUUCAUUGAUGGCACGGUCAUAUCCUUCGUCACCAUUAUAAAGAAUGUAUGGGUCGUUUCGUCGAGGCCAGAUCACGAGUAGCGUUGCGCUGUACCCUGAUGGAUGCU
This is a messenger RNA of Phanerochaete carnosa HHB-10118-sp, 1427 nucleotides long. RefSeq lists its product as uncharacterized. NCBI's taxonomy places the organism in Eukaryota, Fungi, Basidiomycota, Agaricomycetes, Polyporales, Phanerochaetaceae. The transcript is spliced from 6 exons. The record is from RefSeq and is a predicted model, not a curated record. Bases 1 to 1401 code for a protein of 466 amino acids.